Molecule: messenger RNA, 624 nt
Organism: Odobenus rosmarus divergens (Pacific walrus)
Lineage: Eukaryota; Metazoa; Chordata; Mammalia; Carnivora; Odobenidae
Product: c-C motif chemokine 3-like
Exons: 3
Coding region: 100-381 (93 amino acids)
Biological process (GO): monocyte chemotaxis; cellular response to interleukin-1; lymphocyte chemotaxis
Cellular component (GO): extracellular region
Molecular function (GO): chemokine activity; CCR chemokine receptor binding
Source: RefSeq, a predicted model, not a curated record
GACAGGGUUUAGACCCCAGAAGGAGGCCGCAGCUGCACGUCUCCGGUCCCAGCUCCACUUGGCCCCCGCUUGAGCUCACACCCUCUGCUGCCCAGAGCCAUGGAGGUCCCCGAAGCUGUCCUGCCCGUCCUGCUGCUCACCGUGACACUCUGUUCCCAGACCUACUGUUCCUCUUUUGGUGCUGACACCCCGACCUCCUGCUGCUGCUUCUAUAUCUCCCGGCAGAUUCCUUGGAAAUUUGUGGUCGACUAUUAUGAGACCAGCAGCCAGUGCUCCAAGCCCGGUGUCAUCUUCCAAACCAAAAGAGGCCGGCAGAUCUGUGCUGACCCCAGGGAGGCCUGGGUCCAGAAGUACAUCAGCGACCUGGAGCUGAAGGCCUGAGUGGCCUGGAAGCUACAAGGAAGGUGUUACAUCUGUGUGCAGACUGGGGAGAAGGCACCUGAGCCGGGGCAAUGACCUUGGAACUCUGGAGGGCAUCUCUUCGAUGGGUCCCACCCCCACCCCAGCCACACUCUGCCGCCCUCUUUAACUUUAAUUUUAGUUUAUGUAUCUUAUUUAACUUUUGUAAUUUAUUUCCCUUCUUGAAUUGUGUGAAUGUAAUAAGUAUUUUCUCGGACUUCUCAU